UGACGAGCGAACUGACAGACUAUAUUUACAACAUGUAUAUUAUAUAUCUCGUCUGUUGUGUGGUGAUGGUGUAUGCCGACCCGGCUAAGGAGGCCCAGAAGGAGGAAUACUGCACAGACCCCCGCACAAUGCAGACCCACGCAGCAUACACCGAAUGGGCAGACGCUUAUUCCUGCACGCGGCACCGCUGUCAGCCCGGCGGACGGAACCUGGCUAUAUACACUGUCGGCUGCAAGCGUGUGGAGGCUCCAGAAUCCGCCAUAGAAUGCGAAGAAGUGGUCGAGGAUACUAACAUGCAGUUCCCUUAUUGCUGCACCCGACUAAGAUGCUUGGUGGUCGUCCGCGGUGAGGUCUGGACCCGAGUGCUAGGACAACCCUGGGAGACCCUGCCGGCAGCCCCCUGGAGCCACAUGUACAAGAUGAAGAAACCGCCCCCUGGUGACAACAGCUUCUUACCUAAAGGCGGCCCCGUCCCGGGCCCCGUGUACGAGCUAUCCGAGGACAAGGCCGUGGACCGCCGCACCAACCUCGACGAGAAGGACUGCGACAAGCCCGUGAAGAGGGCGUCAGCGCCGCCUCCGGGACCCGAUAUAGUGAUUGCUCUCACGACCAACAAUGAGAAGAAACCCACUGAAGGAGAAAUACAAAGCAAGUUCCUGUCUCUAGCGGACGAUUCUGAUCAGCCCAAUGAGAUUGAAGCCGAGGAAUCACACAUCGUCACUGAAAAGGUUCCAGAGAUAAUUUCGGAGGAGCGAAUGUUUCCUUCAGACAAGAAAACACCGAAAGAUCGGAAACCGAAAUUCCCGGAUACAGACGAUGAGAUGAACUAUAAAAAGUUAAAAGAAUCGAAACCACACAAGUUUCCGGAUACAGACGAUGAGAUGAACUUUAAAAAGUUAAAAGAAUCGAGACCCCACAAGACAUCUCUAUUCGGCCCGCGGGCAUCAUCUGACGAGCAGUAUACCAAUAUGAACAAAAGAGGGAAAAACCACAAGGCUGACGCAGUAUCUGAGGAACGUUACUUUAGGAAUCCAGAGAAAAAAAGUGCAAGAUCCUGGGCCCGCAUCCCUCAAGAGCAGUGGAACGCGAGUCCGACCGCGCGAGCGCAGGCGCAGCCCGACUACGAGAAAGAACCUGACAACCGAGUUAAGGUACAAUUGUUAAAGGCCGAGCAGCCCUCCAACGGCGAAUCAGAGGAGAAACAAGAAGGCAAGCCAGCGUCGCUCCAGCACUUAGUCAAUGCUAUAGGAACGCGCAUGCGCGACAUCGAGAACGUCGUUCAACAGAUGAGCGAGAAGGUGCAGCCUUCAAUAGAAAGCGCUGAAAGAAUGAGAGGAGACCGAGCGAAGAAAGAGGCUCAGCCGAAAGCGAAACAGACAGAUUCUGAUAACUAUAACAGAUUCCCCCCAAAAGAAGGCUCCAGCAAAUAUCUCCGCGCCACCGUAGACACCACCACGGAGGUCCCUCUGUUCAUCGGGGACAACCAGAACGGGUACUUCAGUGACCCCAGCAACAACCUGCUGCGGAGGUCUAUGAACAACAAGGGCCCUAAGGAACCCCAUGAAACCUACAUGGUACCCGUAGAUACGGACCACGGGGACCACAAGAAACCUCUGCCGGACUCAGCCGAACCAGACCUCAAACACAAGAAACACGGCCACAAGAAGAGGAAAUCUAAGCACGGGAGAAGGAAGCACAGAAGAGAAGAGAAGAAGUUCAGCAGAAUGGCAGAGGGAAAUGCUGUGUCGCUUGAGGACAGCAAUGACUUCGGUAAGGCAUGACUAGUGCGGCGUUACCUUACUGGCGAAGUCGGUAGGAUCGUGAGUUCGAAUCCGGUAGGAAAUGUAGAAACGCCAACGUUCUAUUGGAAAUAAAUACAGUAUCAGAUAAAAUAUAUAAACAGAAUUAAAAUAGGAACACUUAACUGAAAAUCGUAAUUCAAAACCAAAAAAAGUAAGACAAUGUUGCCACUGUAAUAAUUUGUUUGUAAAAAUAAAAAUAAAUAAAUAAUUUAGCCUAUAUACGUCCCACUGCUGGGCACAGGCCUCCUCUCAAGCACGAGAGGGUUUUGGCUAUAGUCCCCACGCUAGCCCAAUGCGGAUUGGAGACUUCACAUACACCUUUGAAUUUCUUCGCAGAUGUAUGCAGGUUUCCUCACGAUAAAAAAUAAUAAAAAAUAAAAUGUAAAAUAGUAAAUUCCUUUUUAUAAAUGAUCACGCUAAGAUUAUUUAUUGAUAAUUUUACUCCUACGAUUUAAAAAAGUACUUUUAUUUACUUAUUUUUACAUAAAUACAAGACGCGCUAAUAAAAAGUGGCAACAUUGUCUUACUUUUUUUGGUCUUGAAUUACGUUUCGCAGUGUAGAGUCUGUCUAAGCUAACUCUGCACCGACUUAGAUAGAACAGAGUGAACGAAUGAUAUAAUAAAUGUCAUAUUUUCAUAGAAAUUUUACAUUUACAUUUUUUACAUUUUUUAUAGACAUUUUAUAUUUGACAUAGCAAAUGGCAUGCAGAGUUAGUUUCAUCCGACUUUAGGAGCAAUAGGAAGAAAUAUCGCUAAGAAGCGAUUUCUUCCAAACAAUAUUCAGAUAGUGAUAUAGGGAAAAUAAAUCAGUUAUUACUUAUUAUUUAUUAAAUAAUACAAAUAACUACAAUAAGUAUAAAAUGUGAGUGAAUUGAAUAAGCUAGCGAAUAGCCUUAGCCCGAAAAACCGGUUUUAGUAAAAACCGGUUUAUAAAUUGACCAAUCGAACUAUCGUUUUGGAAUCUUGCCUAGGGUUAUCGUCGGAACACGUAAUUUUGAUACGUAUUGUCCCAAAAAGGAUUCCUCAAUUUUCGGAAGAGGAGAGGUCCAAAUUCUGUAACUUUAAAAUCUGGAGCUACCGGUAAAAUAGAGAGAUAACGCUGGUCACCCUAUGUCUGGAAUAUGAAAAACAGUUCAGACUGAUAUUUUAAGGUAUACUCAUAUUGUAUGAUUUGUACAUUGAGGUAAUUUCAAGAGCGGGAUAGGUUCGUAACUUUGAAAUUCGCUAAUAUCUACUAAACCAGAAGGACUUUAUACUUUGGCAACUUUAGAGUAAAGAGUGCUUUGUUUAAUAGGUUUGCAAUUUCCUGAAGACGAAACAGGAGCUGAGUUUUAAAUAUUUUAGGUAAAAUAUACCCGUCUCGCUAACGGAAGCGGCACCUAAAAGUAGUGCGAUAAGGACAAGGCGAAAAAUCUCAAAAAUCGAGGUUUCGUACUCCUCUGUUUCCUCCUCCAAAACUUAACCAAUCGUAACUAAAUUUGGAAAUCUAAAUGAUUAUGAAAUUACCUGUGUCGGACCGUUUUGCUUUUUUGGCUAAUUGAUAUCAGUUUUGAAUGCCACGCCUCUCAUUGCGGCAUAGUCAAUUAGGCCAUUUUGGCCAUUUUUGAAGGGCUCUAGCGCCUUAAAAACAAAAAUAUCAAAAAAAGCAACACGGUCCGACACAGAUAUUGACAAUAUUAAUCUGUGUUGAAAAAAUCAUUGCUCUAGCUUCAAAAACCACGGAGGAAAACGAGGAGUACGUUUGUAUGGAGAAAUGACCACUCCUGUUGGCUCUUAAUUACCCCACAUUCGAAGUUAUCCCAUCGCACCUUACGUCUUAAACAUACAAAGCCAGCUUUCGCUAGUUUAUUAUAACAAUUUCCUCUAUUUUUCCGUAGUUAUGUAAGGCCUAUGCCUUCGUAGUUAUAGAAGUCUGUUUUAAUAACAAAACUUUCGUGAGACACAGACAUAUUAAAUAUAUUAAGAACGGGUCACUCACGUAU
Messenger RNA from Cydia fagiglandana, 3784 nucleotides. RefSeq lists its product as uncharacterized. Lineage: Eukaryota; Metazoa; Arthropoda; Insecta; Lepidoptera; Tortricidae. The record is from RefSeq and is a predicted model, not a curated record. The transcript is spliced from 17 exons. The coding region runs from base 66 to 1781 and encodes 571 amino acids.